Molecule: messenger RNA, 1200 nt
Organism: Thalassophryne amazonica
Lineage: Eukaryota; Metazoa; Chordata; Actinopteri; Batrachoidiformes; Batrachoididae
Exons: 2
Coding region: 1-1200 (399 amino acids)
Source: RefSeq, a predicted model, not a curated record
AUGGCGGACUUGGAUCAUACGGAGCGAGUUGCUUUGCUUUAUUUGUUGUGGAAAGCUGAAAAACGUCGCCAGCGGCGCCGUCGCUGGGCUCACAACAUCUUCAUGAGACGGUCCCAAUUUGGGGAGUUUCAUUAUUUGCUGCAGGAGCUGCGUCUGGAUGACGGCCGCUUUCAGCGGUACUUUCGCCUCUCCAGGACUCAGUUUGAGGACCUCCUGUCCCGCAUUGGAGCCACCAUCCGCCUCCAGGACACCAAUUACAGACGGUCUAUCCCUGCCGCGGAGCGCCUUUCCAUCUGUCUUCGGUAUCUGGCCACAGGGGACUCCUACCAAACUAUCGCUGAUAGUUUCCCGGUGGGAGUAUCUACCGUCAGUGUUAUUGUCCCUCAGAUGGUGACUGCAAUCUGGGACUGCCUCAGGGAGAGCUUCAUGGCUGUGCCCACCACUGAAGACUGGAGGUCCAUUGCGGAGGAGUUUUACCAGCGGUGGCAGUUUCCCCUGUGCUGCGGAGCUGUGGAUGGAAAGCACGUUCAGAUCCAAGCACCUCCCAUCUCAGGAUCCCUGUUCCACAGCUACAAGGGGCAUAUUUCUGUUGUGCUCCUUGCUGUUGUGGAUGCUCGGUAUCGGUUCCGGGUGAUUGAUGUUGGAGGGUACGGUAGGACAAGUGACGGUAGUAUUCUGGCCAACUCUGCCUUUGGUCAGGCUCUGCAGGAUGGAACACUCCAUCUGCCUCCUGACCAGCUCCUGCCUGGAGCUGCAGACAGAGGACCCCAGCCUUAUGUCUUCGUGGCGGAUGAGGCGUUCCCGCUGAGGAGGUGCAUGAUGCGGCCCUUCCCAGGACGUAGUCGUCUGUCAUCGGAGGAGCGGUCAUUUAAUUACCGCUUGUCCCGCGCCCGGCUGGUGGUGGAGGACGCCUUUGGCAUUCUGGCCUCCCAGUGGAGGUGGUAUCGUCGCCUCAUUGAGGUGCGCACAGAAGUUGCGGAGCAGUGUGUGAAGGCCACAUGUGUGCUACACAACUUCUUGCGGGCUUCAGUGGAUGAUGAGACACCGACAUUGUGGGGUCCAGCAGGUGGGGAGGAGCCAUUGCCAGGCCUGGGCCGAGUAGCUGCCAACAACUCCUCGACAGAGGCACGGCGUGUGAGGGACGUCUUUAAAGACUUCUUCACAGCGGAGGGAGCACUACCAUGGCAGCCCACUGAGUGA